Molecule: messenger RNA, 2005 nt
Organism: Beta vulgaris subsp. vulgaris (sugar beet)
Lineage: Eukaryota; Viridiplantae; Streptophyta; Magnoliopsida; Caryophyllales; Amaranthaceae
Exons: 5
Coding region: 220-1533 (437 amino acids)
Source: RefSeq, a predicted model, not a curated record
CAUUUCAUGCAUUUUCUGUGUUGGCAUCUCUCUCAUGCAGUUAUUGCUGUGAACUCCCUUUUAGCGUACUGCAAUUUCAUCAGACUUCCACUUCUCCUAACCUUUUCCCUCCACUCUUUCUCAUAUAUUUUUCCUGAUUCUCUCUCCUAGGGUUUCGACAACUCUUUGCAAUUGCAAACCAUCUCAUCCUCUGUUUAUCUUCAAAACGUUCAAAUUUCCAUGGAUUCCUUCAUAAUGUCGAGAUUGAAGAGUGAGAAAGACGAAAUUACUCUGAAAUUCGACAAAGCAAUUAUGGAAAACAACAUUUUAACGAAACAAUUGGAUCAAUUGAACAAAGAUCACGGCGAGUUGCUACUCAACAACAAGGAAGCUCAGUUUCAACUCACUGAGUCAGUGAACGAGUGCGAAGAUUUAAGAAAAAAACUAGGUCUCGCAAAUCAAGAGUUUGAGAGGGUGAAGGACGAGUAUGAGGAGAAAAUUAGGGAUUUUACGAGCGAAAUCAAGAUUUUGAAGAAGCAAAAUGUGCAUUUGAGUGAGGAGAACGAGAGUUUAGAAGAAAAAUUAAGGGAUUGUAAGCUGCAAAUUGAGGGUUUCAAAAGGAAAAUUAUGAGAUUGGAGGAGGAGAUUGAGGAAAUUGGGAAGAGAGAGAAAAAAGUUUUGGAGAAGCUGAAAAAAGCGGAGGAUGACAGAGUAGAAAACUCGAGGCUUUCAAUGAAGAAUUCCAAGUUAGAGAGGGAUUUAGGUGGUGUUGUUGCUGCUGCAAGUGAUCGAUUUAGGAGGUUUGAGAAGCGGGUGUCUGAAUUGGAACGAGUUGUUGCUAAUUUGAACGCCGAUUAUUCCGGUUCACAACUGGUUGAAAAUACUCACCUGAUGCAAGAGCAGGAGAGUUGUGGGCCUGAAGCAAAACAUCAAGGGCUUGUUGGUGCGCCAUCUGUUCAUGAAACAACAGCCAUGGAAGAGAAGACGGCUUCGUCAAUGCCAAGUCCAAAAGCGCUAAAUGCAACACCUCUGAAGGGCCGCCUAGAGAGUUUUGAGUCUGACGCAAGACCUGCAGACGAGAAAUCAGCUUCUUCUAUGCCUUCGGCUCACAAAUCUCCAUCAGAAGUUCCUUGCUUUGUCGACUUGUGUAGUUCUGAUGAUGAUGAUGGUGAACAACCUUCGCGAAAAGGACUUAAAAGGAAGCUACCAUAUGAUGAAUCUGGAAAUUCAAACAGAAAUUGGGAUUAUGAAGCUGAUAUCCUUGAAGAUCUGCGGAAGGAUACUGAACUUUGCAUGGAAGGAAUUUGUGCUCUAUAUAGACAGCAUAUGCUUUAUGGUCUCAGAGAAACAAAUUUGGCCAAGUUUCUUAUAGAUGAAGAUGCAAAAGGAAGGUUAAAAAAGACGCUUGUUGAUUUGGAGAAGCAUGAUGCGAAUGGAGCAGAUAAUUGCAGAAGAAUAGCCCUGUCUCGCUCCAAGCAGCUAUUUGAUAUAUACAAGAAUGGGAAAGAUCCGCUCUUUGCUGACAUUGUUCUCUGUCAGAAAACAAUCAUGUAAACCUCUUCAGUCGGUUUCAUAGCUCUGAACUCGGAGUCUUGCCUGAAAUUCUCUACCGUGUUGAUGAAUGUUAGGGAGCUGCUGUCUUAAAUAUCCAGAAGAUAUGUAAAUAAAAGGCUCCUUUUUAUCUUUAGGCUAUAUAAUUUAAGUUAGUCAAUAGUUAUGGUUGCGUAUGAUGCUGCAAUAGGUUGCAAGCAACAAUUUUGUUAUCUGAGAGGCUUGUAGUCUUCGUAAGUUCGUAGUCGUGCCUGGAGUGCUGAAUUACGUAAAUGAAUGCAACGAGUUGACGGAUACGCAUAGUUCUCUGUGUGGCAGUAACUUUGUAUGAAUGAGGAAACUAAAGUGGGUGUUUAUUGUAAUUAUUUACCCCUUUUGACAGAAUUCCAACUAAGAACUAAUAUUCAGUGAAUUGUGUAAUCACUGUAUUGUGAAUAUUGAUCAUGCUUUAUUUAUAAUCAUUGUUUUCUUUUAA